AUGAAGAUUUGCGAAGACAGAAAUUUGAAGGUUGAGGAAAGCAAAAGAGAUAGACAGCAGAAGCCAGGAGCGAAAAGGGGAGAGACUCAAUCAGCACAAGAUGGCACCUCGCGUGGCCUCAAGUGCUGGUUCAGUAACCUGACCCUGAGCCGGGUUGGCUCGCAGCAAUCGAGGACGGUCACAACAAAGGGCCAUGGACGGAGACAGCGAGAUCCCUUUGCAAUUGCACAGGCACGUCAGCGUAAAGCCGCAAACAUAUCUCGACAGCGCGAAUUGAGUCAGCAGCGGACGGAAGCGUUUGGCGAUCCCGUUGCCAGCGAGAAGACACCAAUGAUAGAAGCCAUGCUCAACCCGUCCCUCUAUCCGACUCUGGGAUCGAAGGGUGUGCAUGUUCCCCCAGACAACGAGCAGUCGAGCUAUGUGAACUACUGCAUCUCCAAGUCCGAGCUUGCAUCGGCCCUCGAAACGUCCAAGCAGCUCACACGACCUGUACCGCCCAUUGAUGGUAGCGUCGUUGAUCCCCAGCAGGUCGAAGACGCUAUCAAGAAGCAUGAAGAAGACCACAAGAAUGCCGAGGAAGCUGUCCGUCGAAUCCUGGCGAUGAAGAACGGCAGCACCAGGAACCGAACAAAGCUGAAUAUCAAGCGGUCAAUCGACAUACUUGGCCGCCACAACACAGACCGAAUACUCCCUCCCAAACCGGCCGCUGCGGGUCAAGACCCUGCCAGUCUCGAGUCAUCUACCAAACGGCCGCGCGCUGGCCCAGACACGGGUUCGCCCGAGGUACAAGUGGCUAUCCUAACGUCCAAGAUCCUUGUGUUGGCCGAGCAGCUGAAGACGACUUCACACAAGGACAAGCACAACAAGCGCCGACUACGGCUGUUCGUCCACCGGAGACAAAAGUUGCUUAGCUAUCUACGGAGGAAGGAGAGGGGUGGUCCCAGGUGGCAGAACCUGAUGCAGACGCUUGGGUUGAGUGAUGCAGCGUGGAAGGGCGAGAUCACGUUGAGAUGA
Trichophyton benhamiae CBS 112371 is the source of this 1014-nucleotide messenger RNA. RefSeq lists its product as uncharacterized. Gene Ontology annotation, molecular function: structural constituent of ribosome. The record is from RefSeq and is a predicted model, not a curated record. Gene Ontology annotation, cellular component: ribosome. The coding region runs from base 1 to 1014 and encodes 337 amino acids. The transcript has 2 exons. NCBI's taxonomy places the organism in Eukaryota, Fungi, Ascomycota, Eurotiomycetes, Onygenales, Arthrodermataceae. Gene Ontology annotation, biological process: translation.